Molecule: messenger RNA, 372 nt
Organism: Trichomonas vaginalis G3
Lineage: Eukaryota; Parabasalia; Trichomonadida; Trichomonadidae
Exons: 1
Coding region: 1-372 (123 amino acids)
Source: RefSeq, a predicted model, not a curated record
AUGGUAAAUUGUCUUGUCAAAUCCUUCUGGCAUUCCGAGUCCUUCCUUCCGACAAGAAAAAAAUUUCCCGACAACUGGAAAAAAAUUUCCCGACAACUGGAAAAAAAUUUCCUGUUGUUCGUCCGUAAACCAUUCAAAUUUUCGAAAAUUGAGAACUUUUUUCCCGACAACUGGAAAAAUUUUUCCUUCAGACAGGAAAAAAAUUUCCCGACAACUGGAAAAAAAUUUCCUUCCGACAUUCCGAGUCCUUCCUUCCGACAGAAAAAGUUCUUCCAUCCGACAGGACACAAACGAAUGUCUCACGUCCCUCUUCCUGAAUGCCUUCCAAAGCCAGAAGAACCGACAGCCCCAGCACCACAACAGACUUACUAA